AUGUAGGUUUCUAUAGUAAGAGAGAUACUAAAUUAGUAAAUGUAAGACUCAGAAAGUCAUAGGAUAAGAACUCCUAUUACUACUGCAGCCCCUCAAACCUCACUUGGGACACCUCCCAAGAAUCAAACUGACUACACCAUUGGUCAUCAUUGUCACAGGAUCAUAGCAUUAUCAACUUAGAAAUGGAAGGAUACUUUCUGAAUGGUCAUAUUUAUUUACAGAUGGAAAAAACUGAAACCAGAGAGCUAAAUAAUUUAUUCAACAUAUAGCACAGCCAGAUCCUCUGAUUUAAAACUAUGUUCUUCCUACAACAUCAGACCUCAUUUAUUACAUUCCAUGACAGGCUCAGAUAUGAAGAAGGAAGUCCCAGGUGACACACUUAGUAAAUUAGAGUGCUUGAACACAGGUUUUCUGUCUUUUCAGUAUACUUCCAAGGAGGCAGGAGCUUAGAAAACAAUUAGAUGCGAACAAACUUUAACAUCCUGAUCCAACAUCUGGUUUCCAGUACCUGGAGUCAGUACUCCAGUUUCCUAUUCUUUAUCUCAUCCAGUGCUCCAGGAUCCCAUGCAUUCACCUCUGGUUUCACUGCUGUCUUAAAACCUAUCUUGCACCUUCUCUGCUGCACUGUUGCCUCUCUUCCCUUUACACUAAUAGAUCUGGAAUGAAUCUGAGUGUUGAUCCCCAAAAAUACCCUUCAAGGAUCUCAUUGAUUUUAACAAAUGUUUCCUGUCCUGAGUUGAACAAAAGGAUUGGGAAGACAGUUGGAGGGGAAAAAAAAACUCUGGACUGUGUAGUAAGAAAAGGGAACUCUCCACAUGGGGAGAGACAGACAAUAGGAAGGAUUUCCCAAAAACCAAAAGAGAAACGUUUUCUGCUCUACCCCAGUCCCCCAGCACAGUCUUACCCCCCCUCACAGACAUGCAUGCAGCCUUCCUCACUGGCUUAAGCCUAUGAGGCUUCCGGGGAGGGGGAGGAACAUUGCUUUCCAUGACGUGAGUCCCAGGGCCUGGGCUGUGGGUGAGGUACCAUUUCCUGCCCCUGGGGUGGAGGAGGCAGGGGAGCUAAGUAGCACAUACACCUGCUCUGGGUGGGGGGAAGGGGGUUCAGUCUCACAAACCCCUUUCAUGGAGAUACCUAUAGAUCAGAUGCCUCCUCAAGGGGAAUGGAAAGAACCUGCCCCAACUUUCAACAUUUUCCACCCUAAACAUCCAACCCGGAAGAGCAGAAGAAGCAUGGCACUGCCUAAUUUGCCUCACGCAUCAGAAAAUGAGACUGUUCCAUCCAACCACACCAAGGUUUCUCUCCAAGGCCAGGGGACUGUACCUAUUCUAACCGACACAAAGAAGGCUGAGGAAGUACCUGGGCUAGGGGGACCAUCCCUUCAGGCUGAGACCAGGGCCUGGUUUCAGAAGACCCAGGCACCCUGGUUUUUGGAUGAUGGGGAAGCCCCAAUCUGGUUCCAUGGUUUUAUCACUCGGCGGGAGGCCGAGAGAUUGCUGAAAAACAAACCUCCAGGCUGCUACUUGGUGCGGUUUAGCGAGAGCGCGGUGGCCUUUGUGCUGACUUACAGGAGCCGCAGCUGCUACCGCCACUUUCUGCUGUCCCAGCAGCCAGACGGGCGCCACGUGGUGCUGGGCGAGGACAGUGCCCACGAGCGGCUGCCGGACCUGCUGCGGUACUAUACCCUGUGUCCGCUCAGCCCCUACGGGGAGCACCUCACCCAGCCCUGCGCCCGUCAGACCCCUGCUCCAACUGGUAUGUCCAUGCAAACAGAACACUCAGAAUCCAGGAAUGAAGGCAGAAAUGGAGCUACCCUGUACAGCCCAGUCUACAAACAGGAACUAGUCCCAGGGCCUGUGAACAAGGACAAUCCUGGACCUAGGGAGCCAGAAUCGGUAUCCAGGCCUAAGCCCCCUGUCCCAACCAAGCCCCAGAUACGCCCCGAACUCUAUUCCACUCCAGCCCCAAAAGCAUCCCACCCCACUGCACGCCCUGUGCCCCCUCAUCCCAUCUACCAAGAGCCAGAGGAACCCAUCGCCUUCUAUGCCAUGGGCAGAGGCAGUAAGAAGGAGAGCCUUGUCAAUGUCUACUCAGAGGUGGCUCCAAUGCCUCUUGGGCAGCACCACUUCCUACGGAAAUGCCAGUCUCGGCCUGUCACAGUAACCCAGACCUUAGAUCAAGGCACUACCUCCUCCCUCCGACAUCAGCCUCACCAGGGACAUACUCUCCCACCUAACUUUUCUCAACAGCUCCCCCAGCAUCAGGGACAGGUGCAGCUUCUUCUAGGAUCCAAUAAGCAUUGACUAGAGGUCAAGCUUUUCGGAUUGAUGAUCCCAUCUGAGUGCAGACUCAAUCCUCUGCUCCCCCUGCCAGGUUUCUCUCAUCGGUCUUCAUCAUCUCUGCCCUGGAUUCCAAGCCUCAAAAACCAAAUCUAGACACAGCUUCUCCUUCCCCCUCCCCCAAGAGGAGGGCCAGAGAGCUCAGAGGUCAGAUACCUCGGUUCCCUCUGCUACCUUCUGCCCCUGGGAGACUUGUAUCAGCUCUCUCUUAAAAGGACAGGAGCUAUAUCCAUAUGAACAAGUGCUGUGAAAUCCUCUGAGCUGUCUUGGUUUCUCCUCCUGAAGCCCGGCUUCCUUGGCCCCAAAGCCUUCAUGUCUGGGCCUCGGUCCAAUGCUGCUGUUUUGGUUUGAUGGGAACAGACGCUGAGGUGUUGUUUGCUGGUUCUUGUCUGGCUAAUAAAUCAUCCUCCCCGAACACUUCCCCUCUCAGAAAUUCAAGGUCUCCAAGCCCUGAACUCCCAUGUGCAUGUGAACAUACUACCCAAAGUUCAAUGUAAAAGCAAGCUACUGGCUUGACUGUAAGGAAGGACAGAGGAGGAAAAGGUAACAGACCAAGAGAGACUAGCCAAUGGGGACAUCUCUGGAUCUGGAGUCGGGAAACUGAAGUUCAAAUCCCACUUUAGGUACUUACUAGGUAUGUGACCCUGACAAGGCACUUAAUCUGUUUCUGCAAAUGAGGAAAUAGUAUCUUCCUCAACAACAGGAUUGUUAUGAAAAUAAAGCAAGACCAUACUCAGAGAGUGCUUAACUCAGUGUCUGAUAUAUAGUAAGUGCUUAAUAAAUGCUAAUAAAUAAAUAAAUCCCCUCUCCCCACCUCAGAGGGCAUCUAAUCUCCCCCCCUUUUUGUAGAGGGGAUGGGUAUCUCCCACUAUAACAUCUCUGACAACUAAAUUAUCUGACUUAUACAUAAAAAGACUUUUGGUGAAGAGAGACAGGCUAUUAUUGAACAACUAGAUAGUUCCUUGUUAGGAAGUUUUUCUUG
This is a messenger RNA of Sarcophilus harrisii (Tasmanian devil), 3321 nucleotides long. RefSeq names its product SH2 domain containing 2A (gene SH2D2A). Gene Ontology annotation, cellular component: cytoplasm. Bases 951 to 2303 code for a protein of 450 amino acids. The transcript has 9 exons. The record is from RefSeq and is a predicted model, not a curated record. NCBI's taxonomy places the organism in Eukaryota, Metazoa, Chordata, Mammalia, Dasyuromorphia, Dasyuridae.